CGGCGUCGGCCCCGCCCCCUCGCGGACCUCCCGGCCGUUCAGGUGCCUCUCGCGCGCAGAGGCCCGCGAGGUCACCGGCCGACGCGACCGAGUCCCACAGGCAACCCGGCGCUUCGGCGAGCGCUCGCUUCGCCCCGCGUGAGGCGAUGGGGGCCGCGUCCCUUCCAGCGGCAGCAGCGGGACAGCGAGGAGGAGUAAGAAAUUUAGAGGCAAUCUGGAAUCAAGAUUAAAAGAAUUGAGAUGUUUUGCCGUUGGGGGACUGUGAGGAGGUUAUGUCUCAAUAAAUUACCAUUGCAGCAUGUUAUCCAAGCAAGAGCUUUAUCAGGGGCUGAUGCUGUCAAUGCUCUGCGGCCAUUCUAUUUUGCAGUCCAUCCAGAUUUCUUUGGCCAGCAUCCCAGAGAAAGGGAGAUCAAUGAAAAUUCUUUGAAGAGAUUAAAUGGUUAUUUGGAGAAUCUCCAAAAACCGGGUUUCAGGUCUUUAAAACCAACUCGGCUCACUUUUUAUGUACGCGAGAAAGAACAAAAUCCUUCCAAUGUUCAAGAACCGUUUGGCUCCUCAGGAUUUCGAGCAGUCAGUUUCACCUUGCGCACCAGGGACCUACUAAGCACAGUACUGGACAUCCUGAACUCCUGUAACUUAUCUACGGAGCAUGUCCAAAUCUUGAAUGGCAAAGUGGCAACUCCGUCUAACCAGUCAGCAGAAAGAAUCUUCCACAGGCCUAUCAAAUGGGACAAGACUUACUACUCUUUUACUGGAUUCAAGGAUCCUGAGGAAGAACUUGAACAGGCUCAAAGGAUGGAAACUACACUAAGUUCUUGGUUAGAUAGUAAUGAACAAAGUGCAGAAAAGAAGCUGAAGAAUAGCUUACCACUCAGGAAAGAGCUAGACCGUUUGAAAGGUGAACUUUCUCAUCAGCUGCAGCUCUCUGAUAUCAGAUGGCAGAGGAGUUGGGGUAUUGCCCAUCGGUGCAGCCAGCUACAUAGUCUAAGUCGGUUAGCUCAACAAAGCCCAGAAGCGCUAAGGAAUGCUAAAGGCCGCACAGUGAUAUUUACAGACCGUUCAGGCAUGAGCGCAACAGGCCAUGUUAUGCUAGGAACUAUGGAUGUUCACCACCACUGGACCAAAAUUUUUGAGAGAUUGCCAAGCUACUCUGCACUUCAGAAAAAAGUGCUGCUUUUGGAGGACCGCAUAAGCCAUAUUUUGGGAGGCAUACAAGUAGGAUACAUUGAAGAGCUUCAACCAAUGCUGAUGCUUGAAGAGUAUUACUCUGUCCUGGACAGCUUUUACAAUCGAGUGCGUAACAGCAGGCUCCCAUUUCACCCUCACAGCCUGCGUGGGUUGCAAAUGAUUCUAGAAAGUGACAGCUAUGCACCAUAUCUGCAUGAACUAGGGCACUUCAUCAUCCCAACAACCUGUGAUCCAGCAGCACUCCAGUGGUUUAUGAUCACUAAAGCACAACAAGCACGAGAGAAACUGAAAAGAAAGGAAGAGUCAAUGGUGUUAGAGAAGAAACUGAUCAAGGCUUCAGCUGAGAAAUUUCGUCUCCAAAGGCUGUACAAAGAACCCAGCGUUUCCUGCGUACAGAUGAUCCAUUCUUGCAAUAGACUGCUGGAGGGGGAGUUGCUUCCCAACUUGCAAGGCAUGCAUCUCUGCAUUUCUCAUUUCUAUUCUGUGAUGCAGGAUGGAGACCUCUGUAUUCCUUGGAACUGGAAACACUGA
Podarcis raffonei (Aeolian wall lizard) is the source of this 1719-nucleotide messenger RNA. It is a transcript of the gene TCAIM, whose product is annotated as T cell activation inhibitor, mitochondrial. The record is from RefSeq and is a predicted model, not a curated record. The coding region runs from base 241 to 1719 and encodes 492 amino acids. NCBI's taxonomy places the organism in Eukaryota, Metazoa, Chordata, Lepidosauria, Squamata, Lacertidae. The transcript is spliced from 11 exons. Gene Ontology annotation, cellular component: mitochondrion.